AUGAAACCCCAAUAUCCACAUAAUAUAACAGAUGUAAGGCUUGUCGGGGGAACAGGUCCAUAUGACGGUCGUGUUGAAGUUCAGAUCAACGAUGACUGGGGCACUGUUUGUGGUUAUUCCAUCGGAUCAUAUGAUGCCGAUACUCUUUGUAAAUCAAUGGGUUUUAAAUUAACUCGCUACUCUGCCGAUCCUUCUGUUUACGGACAAGGAACAGGAGCUAUAUAUAUCGGUUAUAUGAGAUGCUAUGCAACAAACACCCAUGUAAAUCAAUGUAGUUAUAAUUUGCCUCCAAGACGGCGCUAUUGCUCUCACAGUCGUGAUAUUUCGUUAGUGUGUACACCUUGUGGUAAACCGUUAAUACAAUUUGGAUCUUAUCAUUCUUUCAAUGGUACUGUACUGACUGCAAAGUGCGACGUUGGCUAUCAACCAGAAAAUAUUACAUUUGAUUGUCUUGCGAAUGGGACUUGGAUGCAAAAUGACAAAUGCUCAUCAAAAUAUUCUUAUCCGUUAGAAAUAAGUGAUUUGAAGAUUGUAAACAGAUAUGGUCAUCACGAAGGUCGUGUAGAGAUACAGGUUGAUGGUAUUUGGGGAACUAUAUGUAGCAACAAUUUUACUAUGGCAGAGGCGAACGUCAUAUGUCAAAUGAUUGGUUUAGAAGCAAGUCAUAUUUACACAGAUACAGGGGGCGAUGGCCCGGUUUUUAUUUCAAAUCUUCAAUGCCAUGGAAAUGAAUCACAUAUCAACAACUGUUCUUACAAUGUCAAUAAUGAUUGCUUGUACACACAAAGUGCAGGAGUCUACUGUACAGGGUAUCAGCUGAAUGUUACUGGAUGGCGACUGGCCGGUACAAAUGGACCUUAUCAUGGAAGAGUCGAAUUAGAAGUAAAUGGCACAUGGGGAACAAUUUGUUCACGAGGAUUCUAUGGCUGGCCAUCAGCAGAUGUUAUAUGCAAUAUGUUUGCAUUACGAUAUUACGACUACUAUUAUAAUGCAUAUUAUGGUCAAGGAGAAGGUCCAAUAUACAUGGAGAGUCUACACUGUAGCCGCCAAUCUUAUACAGAUAUAAACGACUGCAAAUAUGUUGCAAACAACUAUCACGGCGUAUGUUCGCAUGCAAACGAUUUAUCAGUGAUGUGUUUUGGUCCGUCUCUAAAUAUAACGGAUGUGCGAUUAACAAAUGGUACAGGGCCUGACGAUGGUAGGGCAGAAAUCAAAAUUAGCGACACAUGGGGAACUAUUUGCGAUUCUAAUUUUGCUUUAAGAGAUGCGGAGGUGUUUUGUAAAAUGCUUGGACUGAAAGCUGUGAGAUUUUUCACCGGGGCAUUAUAUGGAGAAGGAAAUGGGCCGGUUUAUAUUGAUCAACUUUUCUGUGACAGUAGCGAUGCUGUUCUAAGUGAUUGCCAGUAUUUGUUUCUUAAUGAAUGCAGUCAUAGCAGAGAUGUUUCUAUUGUAUGUAAUGAGUGCGGGGAGCCUGACAACUCUCAUUGGGAUGCUGGAUAUUUUACAUACAAUGGUUCAACUUUGUAUGCUGACUGCUCCUAUUAUAAAACAUAUUUAGGCAUAUUAAAGAUGACUUGUGACAAUGUUAAUCAGACAUGGAAAGCAGAAGGAGAAUGUCAAGAAUACGCGUAA
Molecule: messenger RNA, 1632 nt
Organism: Ruditapes philippinarum (Manila clam)
Lineage: Eukaryota; Metazoa; Mollusca; Bivalvia; Venerida; Veneridae
Product: scavenger receptor cysteine-rich type 1 protein M130-like
Exons: 12
Coding region: 1-1632 (543 amino acids)
Cellular component (GO): membrane
Source: RefSeq, a predicted model, not a curated record